AUGAUGAGUCUGGAGUCAUUAGCCAAUGAAUUGCUCUUAAAUUUAUUCGAAUAUUUCAAUGGUGCAGAUCUGUUUCGUGCAUUUUACAAUGUAAAUAUUCGAUUCAAUACUCUUCUCAUUCGACAUUUUCGAACUCAUAGUUUCAAUUUUCAUUUUUCACCUAAAAAAGACUUUGACAUCAAUUGUCAACAAUUCCUUCCACUCAUAUCACAACAACUUGUUGCCCUUCAUCUUUCAAAUACCGACGCGACUCCAUCUCAACUAGAUUUAUUUCUAUUGAAUCAUUUACCUCUUAAUCAAUUUACUCAAUUACGAUCUUUAUCCUUUCAUUACAUUUGUUCAAAUCAACUAUUAAACAAAGUCGUGUGUCAAUGUCAUUCGCUUCAUCAGUUAAUCUGUUGUCGUUUUAUUGAAUGUUAUUUUAAAUUUUAUGAUGAAUCUCAUUAUAACGCCUUUAAAGCUCUUUGGUCUCUACCAAAAUUGACUCAUUGUCUAUUAGAUUUCCGAUUUGUUCAUGACAAACAAAUAUUUAUUCCGCAAAUUGUCUCUGAAUCUCUUAAAUACGUCUCAAUCCCACAUAUUCACUGGCAAUGGAAUGAAUUCAUUAAAUUAUUACGUUGUACACCAAAUAUUCUUCAUUUCGAUGUUUGUGUACCUGAGUUGAUCAACGGAAUUCAAUCGAAACUCUCCGCUUCAUCUCUUUCAGCAUUACAACUCUCUGUCACUAAUUCAUCUCAAACAAUGUUCAGUCUCUUACAAAAGACACCGAAUUUAUCGUGUUUAAUAGUGAAAACGACAAGUUUAAUUAUCGAUGGUUCUCAAUGGAAACGAAUUCUUGUUAACAAUUUGUCCAAACUGAAGGAACUCGCAUUUUUUAUGCGAGAUCAAUUCAGGUUGAAUGAUAAUUCAGAAGAAACGGUUGAUCUUUUGCUUAAAUCAUAUAGUAGUUCAUAUUGGAUUGUUGAUCGUCAAUGGUUCGUUCGAAGUCAAUGGACACCGAAUGAUCCUGAAAGCGAAAUUUUCCUUUACACCCUUCCUGAUCGUUCGAAUUAUUCGAUAGUUCAACCAUCGAAUUGUACUAUUCGUACUAAAUCCACUAAUCCAUCGGAACACGAUUACGACAAAGUAUCAUUUCUGACAGAUCUCAUGUCGCACGCGUACUUUUCUCGCCUUCGUCAUCUUCAUUUAACAUUACCUUUUACUAAUGUUCUGUUAACCAAUUUACCCCAAUUUGAUCAAUUGGUCACUCUACAAAUCGGAUGUUUUCCAUUAAUUGAUGGUAAUAUGGCUGUUUAUCAAUUACAGAAAUUGAUCGAUCGUGCUCCUCAUCUCUAUUCAUUCGAGGUAUUAGCCUGGUUUCCAUUGAUCGUUCAAGAGAUUCCACUACAUCUCUUCAGUCAUUCGAUUCGAUCACUUCAAUUUCAAAAUGCAUGUUGCUCAAUUAAUAAAACAACAACUUAUUUCACUGCGAACAAGUGUUACGAUUUAAUCCAUUCGCCAUUAGGUGUUCAUUGUGAAUUUCUUUCAUUGCAUGUACAAACGCGAACGAGCAUACUUGAUCUGGUUCAUGGAUUAUCGAAUCUUCGCACGUUGAAAGUGUCCUGUGAAGAUGAUCAAUGGGGAUGUCGAACGACAACAUCAUUCAGCAAUGAUGAGUUGAUUCAAUGAGUCGUGCAAGCGGCUACAAUACGUUGUAUUCAUGGAAAGGAUAACAUCACAAAAAGUAUUCCAAGUCCCCGUUCAUGGUGUCUAAUACUUCCUUUUCUACGUUAUGUUGAGCUGAACUUCGAAGAAAAUCCUUACACGUCUGGCAUAAUAUAUUACGGAACUCGAUCCACGCCGAUUUCUCAUCGUUCCAUUCUUCUGGAACAAAUUCGUAUCAAUGCGCCGUCUCUUCAAUAUCAGUUAAAUAUCCGUCUAAGUGUUAGGAGACAGGAUGUGCCAGAUGAAUCGCUCUUAGGACGUGUGGUAAUAGGCAAAGCUUUUCCUCAAUUGCGAUAUCUUUCAUUUGGUCGACGUCGCUUCAGACUCCCACCUCCAGAAGUGAUGGCUCAACGAGUUUUAUCGUGGUUCGAUAUUCUCAUACCGUCAUUAUCAACGCUUUCCAUCUUUCAUGUUAACAAACGCUGUUGCUAUUAUCGAUCUAAACCAAAAUCAGCUAUUGGCACACUCAUGACACUUAUCAGACAUGUUCAUUUAAAUAAUCCAUCGGCUCAUGUAGUCAUUGAUUCAAAUGAAGACAUUAUUAUUUGGCUUUGA
This is a messenger RNA of Adineta ricciae, 2259 nucleotides long. NCBI's taxonomy places the organism in Eukaryota, Metazoa, Rotifera, Eurotatoria, Adinetida, Adinetidae. The record is from the annotation of a GenBank genome assembly.